Phanerochaete carnosa HHB-10118-sp is the source of this 2960-nucleotide messenger RNA. RefSeq lists its product as uncharacterized. Gene Ontology annotation, cellular component: exon-exon junction complex. The coding region runs from base 147 to 2648 and encodes 833 amino acids. Gene Ontology annotation, biological process: mRNA processing. The record is from RefSeq and is a predicted model, not a curated record. The transcript has 2 exons. Gene Ontology annotation, molecular function: mRNA binding. NCBI's taxonomy places the organism in Eukaryota, Fungi, Basidiomycota, Agaricomycetes, Polyporales, Phanerochaetaceae.
UCUGCUCAUCGCCACUCACAGCGUGCUCAACCUCUCCCUUCCUCCACCAUUACUUGAUACCAGGCUGCGUUUCUCCCUGGACGUUUUCUUUUUGCCUCAUACCAUCCUAUACUCGACUCCCGCAUUUUCACGAACACAUAUCCAUCAUGCCAGCUACUGUCACGACUCCUGCAAAUGGCUCCACGCAUGUCGCCAAGAAGCAUCAUACAAAGAAGCGCAUUGUUCGCCGCCGAGGACGCAGCGCCCUUGACAGCGACGACGAGAUCGAGCGCGAAGCUCACACCGACUCUGACACCGACGACGACUCUUCCUACAUGUCAGAGUCGGGGACAGAGUCGGCAUCUGACGAUGAACACCACGCUGGCAUCGUUACCCCUAGCACCACACAAAGCCCUCCGCCGCUCGACAUCCCUGGCGCCUCUACUCCCGCCAAGCCGACCGUCGUAAAUGGGGGGACUGGGCCCUUCGUGGAGACUACAGACUGGGCGCAGAUCGUUGCGGAUGAGAACACACAUGGCGCGGGCGACCUCCCCGUCAUCGACUUCGCCGAUAUGCACGCUCACACGAUCACGGAGGCGGCGCCCGCCGCGCCUCCUCGGUCUCGCAAAGCGCACAAGCAGAACAAGAAGGCUGCUGCUGCUCGCACGCAAGCCCAGCCCCCAGUCGCUUCCAAACCUGUCGCUUCUACUUCCGAGACCGAAACCGAGACGAAGCAGGAGCAGCCGGAAGCAGUCAUCGAAGAACCUGCAGCUUCACCCUCGAAGACAGGCCCGCCCCGAGAACCCAAGGACUCUCACCGUCUACGCGGACAAUCUGCUCGCCAAGCAUACCAAGAGCGCUUGCAGCAUGAUCCCGCGUUUGUUCCUCGUGUGGGGGAAUUUUGGGGACACGACGAUCGCUUGCUUGACAAGGAGUUCCGUAGUUUGAGUGGUUGGUGGAGAGGGCGUUGGUACGGUCGCGGACGUGGUAGGGGAGUGCCUCUCCGCGGACGCGGUGGCAGAGGGUUCUUGCCUGGUCGUACCGCAGACAUAGGUGGUGAGGACGUGGAGAAGGGCGAGGAAGAUAGACAGGAGGUUCCUCCCAUUGAGCGGCCUUGGGGUCAUGACGGAUUCGAGGAGAUGAAGCGAAGGGAGGAGCAACGGAGGGAAGAACAACGCCGGUCUCAGACGAGUCGUCAGUCCGCAAGCUCGCAACGAGGUGGUGCGCUUCGUGGUAGGGGUGCCUUUGCUGCCAGAGGCCGUGGCGGGUUCUCGCGUGGCGGCGGCGUUUCUGCCGCUUCUCGCACUGGGCCUCGCGUUGACCCUUCUGACCCGACAUCCAUUCCUGUGUGGUACGCUCAGAAGCCAGACAAGAUGUGGACAAAGCACGCCGACAACUUCCUCUACUUCGAACACGCUGCACGCCCUCGUCCUGGAGAAGCCCCAUCCAUCCGCGUCCGGCUUCCAGGACAAAAGGAAUCGCAAGUCGUCCAUCAAAAAACUCAGACAAAGUUGGCCACAGGUUCAACGACAGCAUCAACCGCCACAAGCACUGCAGAGGAAGGUGACCGGCAGUUUGUUGUCCGCAUUCCUGUCGUCAGCAAGAUCGAGAAGGUUUCGCAACCCGCGGGCAUUCAGCCGGUUGAGCUCGAAACUCGGACGCAGGAGCCCUCUAUCGAGGAUGUCUUCACUGUCAGGCCACAGGUCGUUCCAGAGCAUGUCCCAAUUCAAGCCUCCGUUCCUCCGAGCUCCGCAUCUGGAACAGGGCCUCAUGCUACCCCGGUCUCUUCCACUUCUGUGCUACCGGCUUCUGAAGGCAAGAAUCCACUGGAGCAGAUCGGCAUCGGUGCGCCACCCGAAACCGACAGUGACCCCAGUGCGGAUAUUCAAGAAGCUGUUUUGCGCAAUCCACCAAGACCAGAAGUGCAUGCUCCCAUCCCACAACAAGCACCGGCCGUGGACUCGUCGCGUCCGGCCCCUCCAGCUCUUCACCCGAUCCAGACAAGCUUUUCGCCGGUCCCUCAGCCAUCCCCUUCGUAUGUUUCUUCGUAUCCGUAUGGUGCUCUGCCUCCUGGUGUUGGCAUGAGUCAGCAAGGAUACCCCUACGAGUUGGCCACCGGCCGCCCCGUGUACUUACAUCCUACACCUCCGCCGAUGUAUGCGCCUCAGCCCGUGAUGCGUUCUUACAUGGGCCAUCCUUCAACAAGUAUACCUUUCGUUCCGGGACACGUACAUCGCCCAUCGCAGGAGUACAUGCCACACCCGCAUACGCCACCCGUCAAUGGCUUCGUUGACACCUCAAUUGGUGCACCGAUCUUCGCCCCUGCACGCCAGAGCAGCCGUAUCGAAAUUAGGGCACCGGACGGCAAGGUCAAACACAUUCCUCGUCCCUCGGGGUUGCGGGUGAGCACGACGGAGAGCGAUGCUGAGCAGACUCAGGCGACCCAGGAGCCCGCAAUAUCCGAAGCCUCGGAGCACAACGAGCAGGUGCAAGCGGCACAAGACCCUCUGAUGAUGACAUACCCUGCCUACCAACAACCGUACUACUAUCCCGACCCUAAUGGAUAUUCCGGCUACAUGGACAUGUCGAAUCAAGUAGCACAAUACGAUUUCUACCCUCCGUACGACCAACAAUACGACCAGCACGCUCAGCCCGUAGCCUAUUACUAGUCUCCUGUUGCAUUAUUCUCGUCCCGCUGUAUCGCUGUCUCGCUGCCCUCUCUCUGCUCCAUCAUGUUCUGCACACACAUAACUUACACAGAUCCAAUACAUCACCAUCCAUCGACACUUUUUCCCUUUCAUCUUGCCGUUGUUUGCUUGUUUUCUUCCAGGCAGUUUUUCUCUGGUCCUCAUUUGCAUGCUUCUGACGGUUAUCAGUUCUUUCUUGCAGUACGACGUUAUGACAUCUUACUAGGUCGGCAUGUGUGUGUUGCACGUAUCCUUUUUAUUCAUUUUGACAAUGUCAUCGCCCACGAUGUACAU